CCCUCCUUCUUUCAUCUCUUGUACAUCCAAAUAUCCUAUCCAUCAUUUAUCUAUCUCAAAUAUGCCAAAUUAAUCAUCUUUAUCAUUCUCUUGUGAUGAGCCAACAACCACCACCACAUAUUCUCAUCCGGAAGAUUUCAAUUAUUCCGGCGGGUCUAUCACCUCAUCAUCUUACCUCACCAUGAAUCUUGCCACGUCACCCUCUUGCCACGCGCUUUCUGUUUCCCCAAUUCUUCUUCAUCGCAACAAUCAUAAUAAAAAUAAUAAUCAUUUUCAUCAUAAACUCUCUAAACCCUUUAUUAUUUCAUUCUCUCCCAAUUCUCGCUUCUUAAAGUUUUCUUCUUUAAACACCCCACCUCCCAAAUUUAAUUGGAGAUUUUCAUGCUUUAAGCAUGACGAGUCUUCAUUGGAGUAUACCGUUUCCGAUAUCUCAGAAGAUAUAUUGACAGGAGAGGUCGUUGAACCGGAAACAAAUCAACCAAAUGUGAAGCAUAGUUGGGUUUCAAAUGCCAAAAAGGCUGCGGAUGCUGUAUUUAGUGCAGAACCGUGGACAGUGCCGUGGAGAGCCAAUACCAUUUUGCUGGUAAUGCUCCUCUGGAUUUCCUCGUUUUGGUUGGUGGGAUCAUGGAUAAUACCAUUUGUAGCUCACACAGCAGGUUUCAGAAAGGAAUCCCUAUCAUAUAGAGGACAGGCAUUAUACAGCCUUUUAACAGACGUGGUGGAGGGUACAGCCGGAAUUUUAAUCCUUAAACUCUGCCUUUCUAGAUUCUGCCCCCUUUCAUCCGAUUGGUUCAAAUUCACCUUUAAAGGAAAUUGGCUUUUUGAUGUCGGUUUAGGAUGCUUCAUGUUCCCUUUAGUCAACCGACUCUCACAAGUCAACCUAAAUUUACUUCCCAUGCCGCCCCCGGCGCCUGUCACAAUGUCAACUGUUGAGCAGUCAAUUGUGGCGAGAGAUCCCAUAGCCAUGGUGCUUUAUGCUAUUGUCGUUUCCGUUUGUGCCCCUAUUUGGGAGGAAAUUGUCUUUCGAGGGUUUCUUCUUCCUUCAUUAACAAGGUACAUGCCUGUUCCGUCUGCGAUUUUGGUGAGCUCAUUAGCUUUUGCAUUGGCACAUUUUAACAUGCAGAGAUUACUGCCACUCGUGUUUCUUGGGUUCAUUAUGGGUACAGUUUUUGCACGGUCAAAAAACUUAUUUCCGUCAAUGCUGUUACACAGUCUUUGGAAUGCCUUUGUAUUUGUAGAUCUUAUGAGGUGAUAUUAUUUGUGACCCAAUGGUCACAUCUUUUCACCAUUUGUGUAAGCAUACUUUUUCUUUAUAAUUAUUGAUUCGGUUAGUUGUUCA
This is a messenger RNA of Erigeron canadensis, 1339 nucleotides long. RefSeq lists its product as uncharacterized. The transcript is spliced from 4 exons. The record is from RefSeq and is a predicted model, not a curated record. Gene Ontology annotation, biological process: CAAX-box protein processing. Gene Ontology annotation, cellular component: membrane. Lineage: Eukaryota; Viridiplantae; Streptophyta; Magnoliopsida; Asterales; Asteraceae. Gene Ontology annotation, molecular function: metalloendopeptidase activity. The coding region runs from base 182 to 1252 and encodes 356 amino acids.